CUGCGAUCGGCUUUAAGGGAUAUUAUUUUGAACAUCUCUGAAAAUGUCUACUCCUGAUCCUCCAAUGGGAGGGACACCUCGUCCCGGGCCUUCGCCUGGUCCUGGUCCUUCUCCUGGUGCUAUGCUGGGCCCUAGUCCUGGGCCAUCCCCAGGUUCUGCACAUAGUAUGAUGGGUCCCAGCCCAGGACCACCAUCAGCAGGGCACUCUAUACCACCACAAGGGCCUGGAGGUUAUACUCAGGAUAACAUGCAUCAGAUGCAUAAGCCAAUGGAUUCCUUGCAUGAAAAGGGAAUAUCGGAAGACCCUCGUUACAGUCAAAUGAAGGGCAUGGGAAUGAGGGCUGGUGGGCACACAGGAAUGGGACCCCCACCAAGUCCAAUGGAUCAGCAUUCUCAAGGUUACCCUUCUCCACUUGGUGGUUCUGAGCAUGCAUCAAGUCCAGUUCCAGCUAAUGGCCCAUCUUCUGGCCCCCAGAUGCCAUCUGGCCCUGGUGGAGUCCCAUUAGAUGGUACUGACCCCCAAGCAUUAGGGCAGCAGAAUCGGGGCCCAACUCCUUUUAACCAGAAUCAGCUGCAUCAGUUGAGGGCUCAGAUCAUGGCCUACAAGAUGCUUGCCAGAGGUCAGCCGUUGCCUGACCAUCUUCACAUGGCUGUGCAGGGAAAAAGGCCAAUGCCUGGAAUGCAGCAGCAAAUGCCAACUCUACCUCCACCUUCUGUAUCUGGAACAGGACCAGUGCAAGGACCAGGGCCUGCACCUGGACCAACACCUCCGAACUACAACAGACCUCAUGGUAUGGGAGGGCCUAAUAUGCCCCCUCCUGGACCCUCAGGAGUUCCGCCAGGAAUGCCUGGGCAGCCCCCUGGUGGACCACCCAAGCCCUGGCCAGAAGGACCAAUGGCAAAUGCUGCAGCCCCUACUAGCACACCUCAGAAACUGAUUCCUCCUCAGCCAACAGGCCGUCCUUCACCAGCACCCCCAGCGGUACCUCCAGCAGCAUCCCCUGUCAUGCCUCCCCAAACUCAGUCACCCGGGCAACCAGCCCAACCUGCCCCAAUGGUGCAAUUCCAUCAGAAGCAGAACCGUAUCACUCCAAUCCAGAAGCCAAGAGGACUUGAUCCAGUUGAAAUCCUUCAAGAGAGAGAAUACCGUUUACAGGCUCGCAUUGCUCAUAGAAUCCAAGAACUUGAAAAUCUUCCUGGGUCCCUGGCUGGAGACCUGCGAACCAAAGCAACCAUUGAACUUAAAGCCCUACGAUUGCUGAAUUUCCAGAGACAGCUGCGACAAGAAGUCGUGGUCUGUAUGAGAAGAGAUACUGCCCUGGAAACGGCACUGAAUGCUAAGGCAUAUAAGCGUAGCAAACGGCAAUCCCUACGGGAAGCUCGCAUCACUGAGAAGCUGGAAAAACAGCAGAAGAUUGAACAAGAAAGAAAACGCCGGCAAAAACAUCAGGAGUAUCUCAACAGCAUUCUCCAGCAUGCCAAGGAUUUCAAAGAAUACCAUCGAUCAGUCACCGGCAAGAUUCAGAAGCUGACAAAGGCUGUGGCCACCUAUCAUGCGAAUACUGAGCGAGAACAAAAGAAGGAGAACGAGAGAAUUGAGAAGGAGAGAAUGCGCCGGUUGAUGGCUGAGGAUGAAGAAGGGUACCGAAAGCUUAUUGAUCAAAAGAAAGAUAAACGCUUAGCCUACCUGCUUCAGCAGACAGAUGAAUAUGUGGCCAACCUCACAGAACUGGUGAGACAGCACAAGGCUGCACAGGUGGCAAAGGAGAAAAAGAAGAAGAAGAAAAAGAAGAAGGCUGAGGUUGCGGAAGGACAGACCCCAGCAAUUGGACCCGAUGGUGAACCUUUAGAUGAAACCAGCCAAAUGAGUGACCUCCCUGUGAAAGUGAUUCAUGUUGAAAGUGGGAAAAUUCUUACUGGCACAGAUGCCCCAAAGGCUGGACAGCUGGAUACCUGGUUAGAAAUGAAUCCUGGAUAUGAAGUAGCACCAAGAUCUGACAGCGAAGAAAGUGGAUCAGAGGAGGAAGAAGAGGAGGAAGAAGAAGAACAACCUCAGCCUGCUCAGUCUGCUCUGCCUGUAGAGGAGAAGAAAAAGAUUCCAGAUCCAGACAGUGAUGAUGUAUCAGAAGUGGAUGCAAGGCACAUUAUUGAGAACGCCAAGCAAGAUGUUGAUGACGAGUAUGGUGUGUCUCAAGCCCUGGCAAGGGGGUUGCAGUCUUACUAUGCUGUGGCUCAUGCAGUCACUGAAAGGGUAGACAAACAGUCAUCCCUCAUGGUGAAUGGUGUCCUCAAACAGUAUCAGAUCAAAGGUUUAGAGUGGCUGGUAUCACUGUACAAUAAUAAUCUCAAUGGUAUCCUGGCCGACGAAAUGGGCCUGGGUAAGACAAUCCAGACCAUUGCUUUAAUUACAUACCUCAUGGAGCACAAACGAAUCAACGGACCCUUCCUCAUUAUAGUACCUCUGUCAACUCUAUCAAAUUGGGCCUAUGAAUUUGAUAAGUGGGCUCCUUCUGUGGUUAAAGUCUCAUAUAAGGGCUCUCCAGCUGCAAGACGGGCAUUUGUACCUCAGCUUCGAAGUGGAAAGUUUAAUGUUUUGCUUACUACAUAUGAAUAUAUCAUCAAAGAUAAACACAUUCUUGCAAAAAUUCGUUGGAAGUACAUGAUUGUUGAUGAAGGUCACCGGAUGAAGAAUCACCAUUGCAAGCUAACCCAGGUUCUGAAUACACACUACGUAGCCCCUCGUCGUUUGCUGCUGACAGGAACUCCACUACAAAAUAAGCUACCAGAAUUAUGGGCUCUGCUCAAUUUCCUCCUUCCAACUAUCUUCAAGAGUUGUAGCACAUUUGAACAGUGGUUUAAUGCUCCGUUUGCCAUGACUGGAGAAAAGGUGGAUUUGAAUGAGGAAGAAACUAUUCUAAUUAUCCGUCGUUUGCACAAAGUUUUGCGCCCCUUCCUACUGAGAAGAUUAAAGAAGGAAGUAGAAGCGCAGCUACCUGAAAAGGUAGAAUAUGUUAUUAAGUGUGAUAUGUCUGCAUUACAAAGAGUGCUUUAUAGGCACAUGCAAGCAAAGGGAGUGCUGCUUACAGAUGGAUCUGAAAAAGACAAAAAGGGCAAAGGUGGUACAAAAACGCUCAUGAACACUAUUAUGCAGCUGCGGAAGAUCUGCAACCAUCCAUAUAUGUUUCAGCAUAUAGAGGAGUCCUUUUCUGAGCACUUAGGCUUCACUGGAGGCAUUGUGCAAGGACUUGAUCUCUAUCGAGCUUCUGGGAAAUUUGAGCUUCUAGAUCGUAUUCUUCCCAAAUUGCGAGCUACCAACCACAAGGUAUUGCUCUUCUGUCAGAUGACCUCCCUCAUGACCAUAAUGGAAGAUUAUUUUGCCUACCGUGGAUUCAAAUACCUCAGGCUAGAUGGAACAACUAAAGCUGAAGAUCGUGGCAUGCUGCUGAAAACUUUCAAUGAGCCAGGCUCUGAAUAUUUCAUUUUUCUUCUGAGCACCCGAGCAGGGGGUUUGGGACUGAAUCUGCAAUCUGCUGAUACUGUGAUUAUUUUUGACAGUGACUGGAAUCCUCACCAGGACCUGCAGGCACAGGAUCGAGCACAUCGCAUUGGGCAGCAAAAUGAAGUCCGAGUGCUGCGUCUGUGCACUGUCAACAGUGUGGAGGAGAAGAUACUUGCUGCAGCCAAGUACAAGCUGAAUGUUGAUCAGAAGGUGAUCCAGGCUGGAAUGUUUGACCAGAAGUCCUCCAGUCAUGAAAGGCGAGCUUUCCUGCAGGCUAUCUUAGAGCAUGAGGAGCAAGAUGAGGAAGAAGAUGAAGUGCCAGAUGAUGAAACGGUUAACCAAAUGAUUGCCCGACAUGAGGAAGAGUUUGAUCUUUUUAUGCGCAUGGAUUUAGAUCGCAGGCGAGAGGAGGCCCGCAAUCCUAAGCGAAAGCCACGAUUGAUGGAAGAGGAUGAGUUGCCCUCUUGGAUAAUUAAAGACGAUGCAGAAGUAGAAAGACUAACCUGUGAGGAGGAGGAAGAGAAGAUGUUUGGUAGAGGUUCCCGUCACCGUAAGGAAGUGGAUUAUAGUGAUUCCCUGACUGAGAAGCAAUGGCUCAAGGCCAUAGAAGAGGGUACCCUAGAGGAGAUCGAAGAGGAGGUGCGUCAGAAGAAAUCCUCCCGCAAGCGCAAGAGAGACGUGGAUGUCAGUUCCUCAACCCCAACCACCAGCACUCGUAGCCGGGACAAAGACGAUGACAGCAAAAAGCAGAAAAAGCGAGGCCGGCCCCCUGCUGAGAAGCUCUCUCCAAAUCCACCCAACCUCACUAAGAAAAUGAAGAAGAUUGUAGAUGCUGUGAUUAAGUAUAAAGACAGCAGCAGUGGACGUCAGCUUAGUGAAGUCUUCAUUCAACUGCCUUCUCGAAAAGAGCUUCCAGAAUAUUAUGAACUCAUUCGCAAACCAGUGGAUUUCAAGAAGAUAAAGGAGCGUAUCCGGAACCACAAAUAUCGCAGCCUAAACGAUUUGGAGAAGGAUGUCAUGCUUCUAUGUCAGAAUGCUCAGACUUUCAAUCUUGAAGGAUCACUGAUUUAUGAAGACUCAAUUGUUCUGCAGUCUGUCUUUACUAGCGUGAGGCAAAAAAUUGAAAAAGAGGAAGACAGCGAGGGAGAAGAGAGUGAGGAGGAAGAAGAGGGAGAAGAGGAAGGAUCUGAAUCAGAAUCUCGUUCUGUCAAAGUGAAGAUUAAACUGGGCAGAAAGGAAAAAGUACCAGACCGAAUGAAAGGCCGCAGACGCACCAGCCGUGGGUCCCGGGCUAAACCCGUGGUUAGUGAUGAUGACAGUGAGGAAGAGCAAGAAGAGGAUCGCUCAGGAAGUGGCACAGAAGAUGACUAGGUGACAUUCCAUGAUGGAGACCUCAGGCAUCAGUUUUUCCAAAGCAGAGGUGCUCUAGUCCUUUAGCUGCAAUGGGUAGAAAGAAAAGUAGUGUUGGAUGUGGGUAAACUGUAUAAAUUCUUCCAUAUUUAUACUGCAGUGAAGAUGUAGGACUUACUUGUGUCUUGCCUUGUCCUCACAUCAGUAGCGUUUGUAACAGCAUUAACUGUUGUUGUUUUUUUUUAAAAAAAAUUAUGACUGGGGGAACACUUGAUUUUUUUUUUAAAGGCAGUACUAUUUUCAGUUGCAGUAUUGAAUCACUGUAGUUUUAACCUGUGGGUGCAUGUGUGUAAGCAGUCCACUUCCUAGUACUGUAUUUUAUGAAACAGGUCAAACAGCCAGCUGCUCCCCCCAAAGCAAGGGGAGGGUGGCAGGGGUAACUGUGUCAGUGUCACUGGAUUUCAAACAGUAAUAAAUUAAGCAAAACAAACAGUAAUAAAUUAAGCAAAACAAACAAACACCCCACCAUCACCGUGGCGUAUUUGUUAAAUGUGCUUCUCUUUUACUGUAACAUCUGGAAAGCUCCUCCCAUCAGCUCAGUAAGGUCUGAAGUUUAUCUAUCUUCUGAUCCAUUCAGAUAAUACAGAAUAACAAGAGUUGGAAGGAACCUUGGAGAUUUUCUAGUCCAACCUUCUGCUCAAGCAGGGGACCCUGUAUCAUUUUAGACAAGUGGCUGCCCAGUCUCUUCAUGACUAUGACAACUAUGAUUAUGGCCUGCUUAAAAUGGCUGUCCAGAUGUUCCUAAAUCCCCAUCUGGCUUCUCAUCUGUAGUAAUAUUCAAAGGAGAUGGCAGGUUGCAAUAUCUUAUCAUUCCAGAUUGCACAAGAGAUUUUGAUCAGGCCUGUUUUUGUAAAACAGAUAUUUAAAGAGUUUAAAGAUGAAAACAUCAGAACACAUCUUUAAAGCAUUUUAGCUUUUAUUCAUUUUGUCUCUGGUACUUUAUUCUCAUUCUGAAAGUCUCUCCUUCUUUUAUCCACAUCUGUGUUUGUGGGCGAUCAUCUUGCAUGACCUGCUGGGCGAUGGAACAAUAUUCGUGGUCUAGCCAAGGACAAGAGAGGGGAGGGAAGUCGCUCCAUUUCAAAUUGGGUUACUUUCUGGACCAUGUAUUCUGUAAAUCUACAGAAUUAUGAUGCACAUGUGGAAGUUACUCAGUAAGUUUGUGGUUGCUGUGGUUUAAGAGAUGCUGUAUUUAACAAGGCCUUGUUAAAGGCUUUCCAGUUACUCAGAAGGGGCCAGGGAGGCUUAUCCUUAGAUCAGCCUAUUUCUCUCACACUCAUAGAAUUUGCACACAUAAAAAUAUUUCCUUGGAAUUCCCCGAUUUUGGAAACUUAUACAAAAUAAACACUGUAUACAUUUUUAUUACAGGAAAAGAAUUUCCUUCUGUAUUUUUCCAUGUAGCUCAUGUAGCCCCUUGGAAUUUAUGUAACAGGAAAAAGAUAGUGAUGGGAGCAGUCCAGAAGGCAAAGAAACCAUUGCUGGAAAUUAACUUUCUGAAAAAUGAGACCAACGCAACAGCACAACUCCCUGCAUUAUGCUGGGUAGGGUGUUAAUAUACUGUGAA
Molecule: messenger RNA, 6470 nt
Organism: Protobothrops mucrosquamatus (brown spotted pit viper)
Lineage: Eukaryota; Metazoa; Chordata; Lepidosauria; Squamata; Viperidae
Gene: SMARCA4
Product: SWI/SNF related, matrix associated, actin dependent regulator of chromatin, subfamily a, member 4
Exons: 34
Coding region: 44-4870 (1608 amino acids)
Biological process (GO): positive regulation of transcription by RNA polymerase II
Cellular component (GO): nucleus
Molecular function (GO): DNA binding; transcription factor binding; ATP binding
Source: RefSeq, a predicted model, not a curated record